This is a messenger RNA of Candidula unifasciata, 315 nucleotides long. The record is from the annotation of a GenBank genome assembly. NCBI's taxonomy places the organism in Eukaryota, Metazoa, Mollusca, Gastropoda, Stylommatophora, Geomitridae.
AUGGUCCAGAACACUGACGAAGAGUUUCGGAUUCGCCUGAACCUUGGAAAGUGCUUCAAGCCUGAUGAAAUUAAGAUAACUACUAAUGACAAGCAGAUAUGCAUCCACGCCAAACAUGAGGAGAGGAAAGACAAGCAUGGUUCUGUGUAUCGGGAAAUGACUCGAAAAUACACUUUGCCACCAGAUGUUGAUCCAAAAGAUGUGUCCUCUACAAUGAACAAAGAAGGCGUCAUGUUCAUCAAAGCAGGCAAGAAGAAAGAAGCACUGGAGGCUCCCAAGGAAGUCCCAAUCCGUGUGGAAUACAAGGGCUGCUAA